AUGCCGCCUCUCCCGAUUGCUGAAGCCGCGGCGGCUCCCGGGGUGGCUGCCAGGAAAUCAGUGCUGCCCCGCGGCGCGGUUUUCGUCCAGCUGGGGUACGAGGCGCGCUUCCGGCGAAGUCCGGAGACCAGGCCGGGGCGCGGCGGCCUUUCUCCCGGGGACCCGCGAGUUGGCGAAAACUCCGCCCCCGGUGCUCCGCAGCUCCGGGAAGAUCGUGGGCCCAGCCAAUGGAAGCGCGAAAAGGGGGAGCAUUGGAUCUCCACGCACCCCGAGUGCAGAGGCCGCUCGGCUUUGUCUGCAGGCGGGGGCAGCGCUGGGCUGGGGGCGCCGGUGCUGCGGCCCGGCCCGGCGAGGGCCAAGCAGGAAACCUCGCGCCCCGAAAAGGCAGCGGGCCGCCCGCUCCCGUCCCCAAACUCGGGCCUGGGGCCCCUGGAGUCCCGGAUCCGAGCUGCGCGGACCGGGGACCUCGCCAAACCCGCGCUGGGCGCCGAGUCUUUACCAGGAGCUCGCACAUCGGGAGUCUGGCAAAGCGCUAAACUGAAGGCGGGAACCAAGCGCGGCCGCUUUAAGAGCACGGAGUGCGCGCCCCCGCCGCCGGCUGCCCCGGGCUGCGCGCCGCCGCCCGCCCCUCUGAGCGCCUUUGUGCUCGCCUCCCCGUCCUCCCGCCGGCUCCGACCUGGGGGGCUCCGCGCCGCCCCCGACUCCGCCCGCCCCUUCCCCGCGCGCAAACAUGCCUCCGUCCCUCCCCGGGCCCUGGAAGGAGCUGCCCGCCUGAAGCCCGGAGAAGCCGCGCCGCGCAGCGCUAAGCCCCGCCGCCGCCGCCGCCGCUGCCGCCGCCACCCGCCGGCCGGCUCUCCGGCUGCGCCGCGCCGCGGACUCAAGUUGGGGGUCCUCGGCCGCCCGCGCCCCCUGCCCGCCCCGAGCCCAGGCGCCAGCCGAAAGCCGCGCUUCUCCGCCGAGAGGAUCGUCCCCGGCGUGGCUCUGUUCCGGGGACUCGCCGCCCGGCGCGGGGCCCGCGGAGCGCCCAGGCUCAGCGAGCUUGCGCGGAAGCUGGAACUUACUCCACAAGUUUACCGGCCUCCCUCCUUUCGAUGUGCGUUUUCGGACAUGCGGAGGUUACUGGAACCGUGUUGGUGGAUUUUGUUCCUGAAAAUCAGCAGUUCCGUGCUCCAUUAUGUCGUGUGCUUCCCGGCAUUGACGGAAGGCUACGUGGGAGCCCCGAAGGACAGCAGACGCGGCAGCUCUGUGCAAAUCCGCAGGCGCAAAGCUUCUGGUGACCCUUACUGGGCCUACUCGGGUGCCUAUGGUCCUGAGCACUGGGUCACAUCCAGUGUCAGCUGCGGAGGCCGUCACCAGUCGCCCAUAGACAUCUUAGACCACCAGGCCCGCGUCGGAGAGGAGUACCAGGAGCUGCAGCUGGAUGGCUUUGACAGCGAGUCUUCUAACAAAACCUGGAUGAAAAACACAGGGAAAACAGUUGCCAUCCUUCUCAAAGAUGACUAUUUCGUCAGUGGUGCUGGCCUGCCUGGCAGAUUCAAAGCUGAGAAGGUGGAAUUUCACUGGGGCCACAGCAAUGGCUCUGCGGGCUCGGAACACAGUGUCAAUGGCAGAAGGUUUCCGGUGGAGAUGCAGAUUUUCUUUUACAAUCCAGAUGACUUUGACAGCUUUCAAACUGCAAUUUCUGAGAACAGAAUAAUUGGAGCCAUGGCCAUAUUUUUUCAAGUCAGUCCGAGGGACAAUUCUGCACUGGAUCCCAUUAUCCAUGGGCUGAAGGGAGUUGUUCAUCAUGAGAAGGAGACCUUCUUGGACCCUUUCGUCCUCCGGGACCUCCUGCCUGCGUCCCUGGGCAGCUAUUAUCGCUACACAGGCUCCUUGACCACCCCUCCGUGCAGUGAAAUUGUGGAGUGGAUCGUCUUCCAGAAGCCCGUGCCUAUCUCUUACCACCAGCUCGAGGCUUUUUAUUCCAUCUUCACCACGGAGCAGCAAGACCACGUCAAGUCAGUGGAGUAUCUGAGAAAUAACUUUCGGCCGCAGCAGGCUCUGAAUGACAGGGUGGUGUCUAAGUCCGCGGUCCGUGACGCCUGGAGCCACGACAUGGCAGACUUCUUAGAAAACCCACUGGGGACAGAAGCCUCGAAAGGUGGUCCUCUGGCCACCUCCAACGGGAUUCACUGUUCACUCAUCAAGCACUCGAGCGAGGGGCUCAUCCAGGGCCCCUCAGCCGAGAAGCGGCAGAGCCGAGCUGGAGCUUUCCUGGCUGCCCUGGCCCAGCCUG
Messenger RNA from Heterocephalus glaber (naked mole-rat), 2275 nucleotides. NCBI's taxonomy places the organism in Eukaryota, Metazoa, Chordata, Mammalia, Rodentia, Bathyergidae. The record is from RefSeq and is a predicted model, not a curated record.